Cyanistes caeruleus (blue tit) is the source of this 2952-nucleotide messenger RNA. RefSeq names its product alanine--glyoxylate aminotransferase (gene AGXT). Lineage: Eukaryota; Metazoa; Chordata; Aves; Passeriformes; Paridae. The record is from RefSeq and is a predicted model, not a curated record. Gene Ontology annotation, molecular function: L-alanine:glyoxylate transaminase activity; L-serine:pyruvate transaminase activity. Gene Ontology annotation, cellular component: peroxisome.
AAGCCACGCACCCCCGCCCCAGCCAUGCCCCAAAUCUUCCUAGAGGACAGGCAACUGGGAGAUCUUCAUCCGAUAUGUCGUCAUGGCUUUGGGGAGAUGAUGGCUGGGCAGCAGUCCCCAGUCUGAUUGUGGCUUUCAUCAGCCAUGUGGGAGCAGACUCAUCUGCCCUCAGCUCCUCUCAGUGGUAGCCACCCAGCUGCUGGGCAGAUGUCCUCUAGGUGUCCCUUAUAUCUUCAGCAGCAGCCACUGGUGCCAGUUCUCACCCCUAUGCUGCCAUCCCUAGCAAAAGCUUUACUCACUGAGGGGCUCCUCUGGGCAGGGACCCAGUCAUGGGUCUGCUAAAGCUGGCAGCUUGUUUGCAUUUCAGGGUAUGGAUGGCGAAGAAUGUGCCAGAGGUUGGGCACGAUGCAACGUGCUGUGGGUACACAUGGCAGGUAACAGAAUAUCAAACUGCCACCUGGGGCCUGUGGCAUUCUCAGGAUACACUGGGAUGCUCAUGCUCCAGGCUGAGCCUGCAGAGCACAGCUCACUGUGGCAGGGAAUGUGUCCGUGUCCCAGUCCACAGCCCUGGUGCACAUCAGUCCUACUGGCCAGCCUCCUUCAGGCUGUCACCCAGCCAGACACCCCUCUGCAAGACAGGUCCCUGGUCAGGGAGCCCUGGUCAACAGAAACUUUUUGCUGCAGGAGGAGCUAUGAGCAUGGCAGCUGUGCCAGAGAAGUCUCAGCACAACCAUCCCAUGGCACAGGAUCCAGGUGCCCAGAGCAGGGAUCCCACCUACUGGGGUACUGUUGGGAAACAUUAGCCCUGGUGUUGUGGGGGCCAAGGAGACAGGGACUGCCUGGGUGCUUGGGAGUACCAGAGGCUGGCGUACCUGGAGAGUGAUGAGCACUAGCAAGGAGACAUCCCCCAAAACGAGGGGCCCAAGACAUCAGGGAUAGCACAGGUGACACAUUAACCAGACAGAGCAGGCAACCAAGGGUAGAGUCCAGACUGGCAGGGGGGAGCACUGAAUUCUGGGUCAAGGUCCGUGGGGAAACUGGACACUGCUGGCACAAGAUACACUGUGCUGCAAUGCUGGCAGCUGCUCAGGCAGCCUGCACUGCUCCUCUUCUCUGGGCUCAGCUCCUGGGGACAGCACAUCGUGCCAUGGCCACCAGCCUGCUCCGCGUUCCCCCGCCGGAGGAGCUGCUGCGGCCCCUGGCCGUGCCAGAGAGGCUGCUGCUCGGGCCAGGGCCCAGCAAUGUACCCCGCCGCAUCCAGGCUGCUGGCGCUCGGCAGCUCCUGGGCCACAUGCACCCUGAAGUGCUGCAGGUAAUGGAUGAGAUCAAGGCAGGUAUCCAGUACGCCUUCCAGACACAGAACCAGCUGACUUUGGCCAUCAGUGGCAGCGGCCACUGUGCCAUGGAGGCUGCCCUCUUCAACCUGCUCGAGCGAGGUGACACUGCACUGGUGGCCAUCAACGGCAUCUGGGGACAACGUGCCGCUGAUAUUGCCAGGAGGCUGGGAGCCAAUGUCUAUGAGCUGCUGAAGUCCCCGGGCAAGUAUUUCACUCUGCAAGACAUCGAGCAGGGCCUGGUGCAGCACAAACCUUUGGUGCUCUUCAUCACCCACGGCGAGUCUUCCACGGGGGUGCUGCAGCCACUGGAGGGGCUGGGCGAGCUGUGCCACCGGCAUGGCUGCCUGCUGCUUGUGGACGCAGUGGCAUCUCUUGGGGGAGCCCCCAUCUUCAUGGACCAGCAGGAGAUCGAUGUCCUGUAUUCAGGGUCCCAGAAAGUCCUCAACGCACCCCCUGGCAGUGCCCCCAUCUCAUUCAGUGAGCGAGCCAGGGAGAAACUGCUGAAGAGGAAGACGAAGCCCCCAUCCUUCUACCUGGACAUGGGCUGGUUGGCAAACUACUGGGGCUGUGAUGGGGAGCCGCGGAGGUACCACCACACAGCGCCCAUCAACAGCUUCUUCAGCUUGCGGGAAGGCUUGGCCAUGCUGGCAGAACUGGGUCUGGAGACCUCGUGGGAGCGACACCAGACCAACUGCACCCAGCUGUGCCAGGGGGUGCUUGACAUUGGGCUUGAGCUCUUUGUGGAGGAGGAGUGUGCUGGGGUCACCAGGGUCCAUGGGACUGAAACCAGUUCCUCUCUUCCUCAUCAGAAGGCCAGACUUCCCACCAUCACCACUGUCAGGGUGCCUGAGGGCUACAACUGGAAGGACAUCACGGCCUUUUUGAUGGACAACCACGGCAUGGAGAUCGCUGGAGGCCUGGGCCCCACGGUGGGCAAGGUCCUGCGCAUAGGCCUCAUGGGCUGCAACUCAAGCAGUGCCAACGUGGAGCGAGUACUCCGAGCCCUGCAAGAUGCACUGAGGUGCUGCCAGCGCAGCAGGCUGUGAGCACCCCGGGCAGGGGGAGGCUGGGGAAGGUGGCCUGGCACUGCUUGGCUGCAGAGGGACCCCGCAGCACCCAGCAAGACAAGGCACAGUGGAAAGAAGCUGGGAUAGCAGGGGCCGUGGAGGAGAAGGAUGUGCUCAGUAGAUUAAGACAUGGCUUGAAACUGCUUCUCCCAUUAUUCCCCAGUGACCUGGCCCCUCAGUUCUUCCCCUUGCCCUGGCCCCAGUGAUACUAAAUCAUAGAACAUUUGGGGAGGUAGAAAGAAAGUUAGGCUUGGCAAACCCUGGGGAAAAUGUUAAAAGUAGGCCCUGGGAAAUGUUAGGCCUUGUGCUUGCUAAGAUCAUGUGAAACUGCACCUGUAUAGUCAGUAUAUAAUAAAUGAUAUAAUUGUUAGAUGGGAUUAGAUAGAAUUAUUGUUUAAAGAAUCAUAAGAAACUAUGUUAGGGGUUUGGGGGGAUCAUGAGAAAUCCAUGCUUGGGUAAAAUCAAUGCAUACAAUAUAACAAUGUAAGUUUAAUAAUUAAUAUGAAAGUUAUAUAACAAUAAAGUAUAAAAGCAUGUUCAACUCAAAA